Molecule: messenger RNA, 3465 nt
Organism: Callithrix jacchus (white-tufted-ear marmoset)
Lineage: Eukaryota; Metazoa; Chordata; Mammalia; Primates; Cebidae
Gene: LAX1
Product: lymphocyte transmembrane adaptor 1
Biological process (GO): lymphocyte activation; antigen receptor-mediated signaling pathway; negative regulation of T cell activation
Cellular component (GO): plasma membrane
Source: RefSeq, a predicted model, not a curated record
AUUCUGGCAAAGUGGUUUGCUCUUUUCACUUUGCUUUGGGUGUUGAAGGAAGAUGAGCUUCUCACGGAGCCUCUCUUGAGCCUCUUGGCAGUUUCCCCCUCCGUGCCCCUUAUGUUUCCACCAGAAGGCAGAGGCCAUAGAUUCUCUCUGAGCCACCUCACUCGGAGGCACCACGUCCGGAUGAGAUUGCACUCCUGCAGUGGGCAUUAGCCACAUCCAGGUAGAACCAAACCUGAGCUUAUGUAUUUUGGGUCAACUCAGCCUGACACUUCAGAGGUAGACACAAGAUAGGAAGUUUGUUGGGGGUGGUGGAGGUGAUAGACAUGCUGGGUAACUGAUUAUGAUUCAAAGAAACUUAGAAGCUGAAUCCAGAGAGCAUCUGAAAGGUUCCUGAGACAAUGGAUGGUGUCACCACAACCCUUCCGACAAUCGGAGAGAGGAUCUUGGAGUUCAACACUCUGCAUGUGACUCCCAGCAGCCCAGACAGAAAUAAAGACCAGAUCAGCAGCAUCUUUUCUGGGUUCCUGGGACUCCUCGCCAUCCUCCUGGUCGUUGCGGUUUUCUGCAUUCUGUGGAACUGGAAUAAGCGGAAGAAGCGGCAAGUUCCUUACCUCCGAGUUACCGUCAUGCCCUUGCUGACUCUGCCACAAACCAGACAAAGAGCCAAAAAUAUUUAUGACAUCUUGCCUUGGCAACAAGAAGAACUGGGGAGACAUCAGUCAAGGAGUAUCCGCAUUUUCAGUACUGAGAGCCUCCUCUCCAGAAAUUCUGAGAGCCCUGAGCAUGUGCCCUCCCAAGCAGGCAAUCUCCCCCCGGAAAAUAGAGCCCAUAUCCAUGCCACAGAGUACGCGGUGGGUAUCUAUGACAACGCCCUGGUGCCCCAGAUGUGUGGGAACCUCACUCCCUCAGCACACUGCGUCAAUGUCAGAGCUUCCAGAGACUGCACAAGCAUUUCUUCAGAGGAUUCCCAUGAUUAUGUCAAUGUCCCCACAGCAGAAGAGAUUGCUGAGACUUCAGCUUCUACCAAAAGCCUUCCCAGAAAUAUAUGUGUUCUUCCCAGUACCCAGAAACUGGAGGAGUUUAGUGAGGAAAGAGAUGAGGGCUGUGGGGAUGCUGGUGACCAUACCAGGUUUCAUUCUCCAGGAACUGAGGGACGUGAUUCACUCAGCGAUGGAGAAGGUUAUUCUCAGACCUCAAAUGACUAUGUCAACAUGACAGGGUUGGAUCUCAGUGCCAUCCAGGAGAGGCAGCUCUGGGUGGCUUUUCAGUGCGGCAAAGACUAUGAAAAUGUUCCAGCAGCAGAUCCCAGUGGAAGCCAGCAACAGGCUGAGAAAGAUGUGCCAUCCUCAAACACAUGUCAUGUUGAGGACAAGACAGAUGAUCCAGGGACCCACGUCCAAUGUGUCAAAAGGACAAUCCUUGCUUCAGGGGAUUAUGGAGACUUUCAGCCGUUCACACAGAGUGAGGACAGUGAGAUGGAACCUAGAGAAGAGAUGUCAAAUGAGGACUCCCAUGACUAUGAGAAUGUGCUAAUUGCCAAGUUAGAGGGCAGGGACUCUGAGCAGGGGCCUCGCACUCAGCUCCUUCCUGAUGCAUUAAGACCCAGGUACCCAGCUGUAAAGCCACAUGUAGUAGUCUAUCCUGUGGGAUCUUUAUCCACUGCAGAGUCCACUGCAGACCCGUGAAUAACCCUAGUGCUUCAGUGGAUUCACUUGGUUAGACUAAAAAGAGGCUGAAAUGAGCGGGAACCAAGAGGCCACACAAAAGCAGAGGUUUGGGAAUUCCAGAAGGGAAUUUUUCUCAAGUAGAGUGUGGUUAUCUUCUGUACCAACCUAUGAAUGCAUGCUGAAACUGCUUCCUAGAACUCUGAGGAAAGCAGGGAAGUAGUGCACAGUAGUCUAAGAUUAUUACCUUCAUUAACACCAACAGGCUGCAAAGCAAGAGUAUAGAUUAUUGUAUAAUCCAGGCAGAGGUCAAAAGAAAGGAAGAAGUUGGGAUAGAGUGGGGUGGGCAAUUUCCAUUUUAAAGAGUGUGGGCAGGCCAGGCAGUGGCUCGUGCCUAUAAUCCCAGCACUUUGGUAGGCCAAGGCAGGCGGAUCACUUGAUGCCAGGAGUUCUAGAACAGCCUGGCCAACAUGGAGAAACCCCGUCUCUACUACAAAUAUAAAAAUUAGCCAAGCUUGGUAGUGUGAGCCUAUAAUCCCAGCUACUCAGGAGGUUGAGGCAGGAGAAUCCCUUGAAAGUAGGAGGUGGAGUUUGCAGCGAGCUGAGAUUAUGCCACUGCACUCCAGGCUGGGUGACAGAGCAAGACUCGCUCUUAAAAAAAAAAAAAAAGUGUGGGCAACCAAAUGUGGUUGAGGAUGCAGAGGAACAGGAACUCUCACUGGUCGCUGAUGGGAUUGCGACAUGCCAGAGCCACUCUGAAAAACUGUUCAGCAGUUUCUUAUAAGCAUAACUUAUCAUAUGGCCCAGCCACACCACUACUAGAAAUUGACCCAAGUGAACUGAAAACUUACAUUCACCCAAAAAUCCUCACGUGACUAUUUAUAGCAGCUUCAUUCAUAAUUACUGAAAACUAGAAAUAACCCAGAUAUCCUUCAACAGGUGACUGGAUAAACUGUUGAUAUAUAUUCCCUGAGUUUACCCAUACUCAAGAGUAAAAAAUGAACUAUUGACCGGGUGCAGUGACUCACACCUGUAAUCCAAGCACUUUGGAGGCCAAGGCAGGUGGAUCACCUGAGGUCAGGAGUUCAAGACCAGCCUGACCAACAUGGUGAAACCCCAUCUUAAAAAAAAAAUAAAUGAACUAUUGGUUCACCCAAUAAUAUGGACAAAUCUUAAAUCCGUUUUGCUAAGUGAAAGAAGCUAGGUCUAAAAGUCUACAUGUUGUGCAAUUCUAUUCAUAUGGCAUUCUGGAAAAAGCAAAACUAUAGGGAAGAAAAACAGAUCAGUUGUUACCAGGUUUGGGGAAAGGAGAGAAGUUUGCUACAAAGGGCUGCAAAGGGAACUUUUAGGCUGAUGGAGCUGGAGCUGUUCUGUAUGAGACUGUGUGUGGUGGAUACAUGACUAUAUCCAUUUUCAAAUACAAUAACUAUAUACAUGGCUGGGUGUGGUGGCUCAUGCCUGUAAUCUCAGCACUUUGGGAGGCCAGGGCGGGUAGAUCACAAGGUCAGGAGAUCGAGACCAUCCUGGCCAACAUGGUAAAACCCCAUCUUUACUAAAACUCCAAAAAUAAGCUGGUCAUGGUAGCAUUCGCCUGUAGUCCCAACUACUCAGGAGACUGAGGCAGGAGAAUCGCUUGAACUCAGGAGGCAGAGGUUGCAGUGAGCUGAGAUCAUGCCACUGCACUCCAGCCUGGGCAAUAGAGUGAGACUCAGUCUCAAAAAUAAAUAAAUAAAUAAAUAAAUAAACAUACACUAGAAAAAGAGGCUUUUGUUGUAUGCAGAUUUUUAAAAAUGAACAGACC